Molecule: messenger RNA, 6135 nt
Organism: Etheostoma spectabile (orangethroat darter)
Lineage: Eukaryota; Metazoa; Chordata; Actinopteri; Perciformes; Percidae
Gene: lmtkb
Product: apoptosis-associated tyrosine kinase b
Exons: 14
Coding region: 536-5560 (1674 amino acids)
Biological process (GO): brain development; peptidyl-tyrosine autophosphorylation
Molecular function (GO): ATP binding; protein tyrosine kinase activity
Source: RefSeq, a predicted model, not a curated record
AUUCUAUUUGGGCGCAUUACCGAGCAAGAUGGCGCUCCUGCUGUCAGCACCUCGGACAGCUCCCGGUCCCGGAGGCUCUGACACACAACACGGAGCGUUUGAUUGAUUUGCAGAGGUGUCCCGUCUCCUUCGGUCUCGUUCUGUCAUUCAGAUGCUGUUCGGAUGAUGUGGCUGUAUCCAGGUGUCGCGUAAAAGCUCCGCGCUACUCUGCGCAGCCCGGAAAAAAAGGGAAAUAAAAAUUCUGGAUCAACUUGACUGCCCAAAGCAGGACUCCAUCCAGUGAGCCCUCUCUCCUCAUCUACCUCCUCUGCGGAGACGGUUCAGAUUGAAGACCCGUGGAGGGAAACACACAAUCCCGAUCAGCCUCGGCCUGCGGUGACUUUCCCCGGGUGGAGGAGCGCGUGCCCGGCAGCCUCUCGUCUUGAUCACGCCGGAGCGAAAUGGCGGGGCGCGUUGAGACGCCACCAGCGGAGAAAUGAAGCCGUUGUAGUUUUGUCCUCCGAGCCCCGCAGCUUUCCUCUGGUUUCCCGUGAAGAUGUUGCUGGUGCUGCUGGUGACCAUGUCCUCCGCCGCGAUCAGCCCCGGCUUCGCCCUCAGCUCCCACUUCAGCUCAGCUGGCGCUCCGCUGAGUGAGCUGUCCUGGUCGUCCUCCCUGGCCGUGGUCGCCAUCUCCCUCUCGGGCCUCUUCACCUUCGUCUUCCUCAUGCUGGCCUGCCUCUGCUGCAAGAAAAGCAAAACCGGUGGUUUCAAGGAGUUCAAGAAUGUGGAAGGGGAGGAGUACCACGCAGACAUGUCCACCCUGGCCUCGCCGGCCUCCCAGGGCAGCCCGGACGUCUACAUCCUGCCCCUCACCGAGCUCUCCCUGCCGCUCGCCAAGCAACCGGCUCGAUCUGUCCAACUCCUGAAAUCCACAGACCUCAGCCGCCACAGUCUUCUCUACCUGAAAGAGAUCGGGAAUGGCUGGUUUGGGAAGGUUCUGCUGGGGGAGGUGAACGCAGGCCUGAACACCACCAAGGUGGUGGUGAAGGAGCUCAAAGCCAGCAGCAGCGUGCAGGACCAGAUGCACUUCCUGGAGGAAGCACAGCCUUUCCGCGGCCUGCAGCACCCGGCUCUGCUGCAGUGUCUGGCCCAGUGCACCGAGGUCACCCCCUACCUGCUGGUGAUGGAGUUCUGUCCACUGGGGGACGUUAAGGGUUACCUCCGAAGCUGCAGGACCUCAGAAACCAUGACCCCAGACCCCUUGAUUCUCCAACGGAUGGCCUGUGACAUCGCCUCGGGACUCGUGCAUAUGCACAAACACUGCUUCACACACAGUGACCUGGCUUUGAGGAACUGCUUGUUGACUGCUGAUGUCUCAGUGAAGAUCGGAGAUUACGGCCUGGCCCAGAGCAAGUACAAGGAUGAUUACUACGUGACUUCAGAUCAGAUGUACGUGCCGCUGCGCUGGAUCGCUCCAGAGCUGGUGGAUGAGGUGCAUGGAAACCUGCUGGUGGCUGACCAGACCCAACACAGCAACAUGUGGUCUCUGGGAGUGACUAUCUGGGAGCUGUUUGAGCUCGGGAACCAGCCCUACAGACACUACUCUGACAGACAAGUACUGACCUACGCUGUGAGGGAGCAGCAGCUGCGACUCCCCAAGCCCACGCUCAAAGUGCCGCUGGCUGAGCGCUGGUAUGAGGUGAUGCAGUUCUGCUGGCUCCAACCUGAUCAGAGACCCACCGCAGAGGAAGUCCACUUGCUGCUCAGCUACCUGUGUGCCAAGGGGGCCAGCGAGGCCGAAGACGACUUUGAGAGGCGCUGGAACUCCCUUCGUACCAAUACUGUAUUCAACAACCACCGUGGGGCCUCAGCAAUGUCACGAGACCACACCUCAUCCACAUCAUCCUCUUUCCCUCUCCUUGAGCAAUUUUCAGCUGGUGAUGGCUACCACUCAGAGUCCGGGGAUGAUAUACUCACAGUCACUGAGACCAGCCACGGUCUGAACUUUGAGUACAAGUGGGAGCAAGCCAGGGCAGACCAAUCGUUUCGAGCCCCGGACUCCUCUAGUACCCUCGGCCAGGCCACCCAUCAUUUUCAGGAAGCAUUUUAUCCACCUGGGGGCAUCGUGGGAGGCUGCCCCAUGGAGAACCACAGCCAUGGAGUUUCUCCUACUUACUACCAAUCAAAACAUCUACAUGCUCCCAGCAUACUUCCUGUCCUCAGUGCCCACAGCCCCUCUGUAGGCAGUGAGUACUAUAUCCGCAUUGAAGAGCCAGUAGACUGUAACCUUGAUCCGGACUAUACCAUGUGCUCCUACAGCCCGGACUACCAGGGCAGCAGUGGAAGCUUUCUGACUGGGAGUGCCGACUCAGGCGAGUGCAUUGGCUGCCCGUCACAGGCUAACAUGGAUCCCUAUUGGCCAGGAGACAUCCUUAAGUCAGAUUUGUACGAUUCAAAUGACUCAAGUCCUGCUAUCUCCCUGACAAUGGAGCCCCUUUUAGGGCAAGUGUUGGACAACAGCCCAUUACCACCCUGGGAGUCUAGUCACUAUGUGUCCUAUAAAGACAGAGAUGGGGGUUACUACUAUGAGCACUCGCCCCCUUUGGGAAUAGAUCACUAUUUAAUUGGAAGUGAGGCCUCCAGUGAGCGUCAUCAGGAAAGCUGGGGGUCAAGGAGCCUGCGCCAGGCCUUGGGUGAGUUGGAGAACCCUCUAGGUAUAUCCCCUGCUGUAAGCGUAAGUGCACCUCAACAGACCUACAGAGAAACAUACCUGGACACAAGUCAGACCUCUAUUAUAGGAAAGAACGUGACUGGGGGCUACUACGACAUGAUGGGCUCCCUGAGGAAGACUAUGCCCAGGCAUAGCAGCCACUCUGUGAGUAUUAACAUGGAAACAGAGGGGGCACUCUUCAUUGGGCACAGAGACACUGAUACAGAGGAGGAAGAAGAAGAGGACAUAUUUGUGGAGAGACAUACCUGCAACACUUGGCCUUCAAAACACCGCCACAGAAGUGUGGGUCACCACAGACGGGCUAGCCACAGCUGCAGACAAGAUGCUUAUGUUGAUUUUCAUUACACAAUGCCAAGUACAGACAUUGAAGACUCCUGGCCGGAGGAGCAUAGCUUGGCCUUCCACUCUUUGCCCAAACCAAUUGACUAUCUUGAGCCCCACCAGGCCAAAGAUAAAAGUGCCUGUCUUAGUCUGAGUAAACAUGCAAUGGUGCCCUCAGACAACUGCAACGCCUACAUCUACCUGUGCCAUGAGGGCGAGACUCAGGUGCCGGCAUCUGGAGAGUGCUGCCACUCGCACUUUGUUGACCCGCUUACAGGCUUGCUAGUCAGAAACAACAGCUUCAGUCACAGCUACAGUCACAGCAGCUACAUCAGCGACAAGGCCAACGACAUCCCAAGCAAUGACGAGAUCAUUAAUCUAUCUCCGGCACCAGGGGGUCCCACUGUGGCCAAACCUGCCUUGUUAAAGACUGAGGACAGAAGAGAGCAGUAUCUUGACCUUACAACAGAUGACACACUCUGCAAAGAGAAGAGGGAGCAUGUAAUAAAAGAAAUCACGCAGAAACCACCAGACCAUAAAAUAGAAGAAGUGACCUUGACAAUGACAAGGAGCACCCCGCCUCCUGCUGACAACAUGCAUGUUAUGGUGGCCCUCACAGAUUCGCAGUCAGAGCUGAGCCCCACUGGCGACAGCGGUGUUGACCGAGGAGGCUCCAGUGUGAGCCUCGCUGACAUCCUUGACUGCAGUGACGACGACGACGAUGACGACGAAAUCACAGAUGAUAUCACCGAUGUCACCUCAGGCAUCUUUGCCGACGAGUCGAGCGAGUUGAAUGCUUCUCCGGCCUUCAAGUCGCUACAGAAGCAGGUAGGAACUCCUGAUUCCAUGGACUCCAUGGAUCUGCCAUCUGCAGCCGAAUCUUGUGAAGGCUUCAGCCCUGCGUCCUCCCACCCGUCCAGCUCACCUAAAGCUAUGGACAGUGGCUAUGACACAGAAAAUAAUGAAAGCCCUGAGUUUGUACCCAAAGAGCCUCAUGAACCCCGUGAACAACCUCUGGGAAAGCCUACCCUUGAUACAAGCCUGGAGGAGGACAAGGAGCUUCAGGAGCAUGAGGUUGAAGAUAAAGUAGUGCCCACAGAGGGUGAACCAUUUUUGGGUGAAAACAUGGCUUUAGGAGCCUCACAUACAGAUGACCACAUCCUUUUACCACUGAGCGAUAAGACUCCAUACAGAGACUCUGCCUACUUUUCAGACUAUGAGAAUGAACGGCAGUCAAGGGAUGAAGGGGAAGAACUGUUAGAGAGAGUAAGAGAUGAAGAAAAUGUUGAAAAGGAACAGCACAUGGGAGAAAAGAAGGGUGAGAAAAGGAAGAAAGAGGAGGGGGAAGAACUAAAUGACACUGUAGUGAACAAAGAUCUAAAACUUGAAAUGAAACACAUAUCAACAAGAGGAACAGAAUCCUCCUCUCUGCCAGAGAUGGGUGCAUAUUUGACAGAAACGUGUGGCCAGGAUGAGGCAUUGGGGCUACCCCUGGAACCCUCUGACACUGCUUCAAUGGACGAAUGGCCAUCUCAGGAGGAGAGCUCAUCCUUUGGAGACUGGGCAGCAGAGGUGGUGGGGGCCAUGGAAGAAGCCCUGGGGGCCCUCAAUGGAGAUUGUACCUCCAACAUCCGGGUAGAGGAGGAUGAAGCGGAAGACUCUGCUCAAGAUUUAGAAACAACAGGAGAGCAAGAACUCAAAACAAAUCAAAAGAAGCCAUCAGGGAUUUCCAGUGAGAUCCUGCACACUUUACCCAAAGACGAGGUGGCCUUGCAGCACAUGGCAAGCACAAGGCGGUUUUCUUCUUCUUCCUCUCCUCCACCUCCAGCUGCCCCUCCCCCUCCGCUCCCUGCAACAGAAGGCCGAGCGUCUCCAGCUGAUGGGGAAGACGCGGACGAGGAGGGCGGCGACACUGACGACAGCGACGAGUCGGAUGAGGAGCUGCAAACCUACUGUGUGCAGGAGCAGAGCGGAGGGGAGGAGAGCGAAGACGAGUGCCACCCAGUGCCCAUCGUGGUGAGUGACCACAGCGAAGCCCACAAACUGCGCAGCCUCCUUAAGAUGCCAACGCUGUUUACAACAGACAACCUAGAUAAGGAGCUCGGACCCAAGAAGAAGACUGUGUCUUUUUUUGACGAUGUCACCGUCUAUCUGUUCGAUCAGGAAAGCCCAACUAAAGACUUGGCUGAGCAUGGCUUCCCUUUAGGAGCAGAGGGUCUGAGGUCACGGAGCAAGUCCCAAGAAAGGCUUAAUGCCUCUGAUGACUCUUCAGAUGGGAACAUCUCAGAGGAGAGUGCAGGGUAUGAGUGGGAGGACGACUUCCCGCUGCUCCCUCUACCAACAUCCUUAGUGGCGUCUGACUCCUCCCCAGCCCACUCCACCCUCACAGCUCCGGACCCCAAACCCACUGUACAGUUCUCCCGCUUCACCGUCUCCCCCUCUAACGUGUCCCGUUUCUCCAUUACUCACAUCUCGGACUCUGACAUGGACUCUGCAGGAGGAAGCAGCGAGGAUGGGGACAAAGAAUAACGAGCCAUGGAUAUGUACUGCCUCUCACCCAACAACUUGGCCUGCUCGCAUGACUUCUAAUUUAUUUUUUAAACGUCAGGUUUUAGAAACACAAGACAGUGCCUGUUACUGCGUGUGGACACUUUUAAAUGGUCCGUCUUACUGACCCUAAGCUGAAAAGAGAACGGUUAAUAUAUAAAAUGUUCAAAAUAUUAAUAUAUGAUGUAUGUAAAGAAUCUAUGAAAGCAGGGGAAACUUGUAUGUUGAAUUGUGCAUAUUUUUUGGGAUCAAAGAGACACAAUGGAAGGACAGACCUUUGGAAAUCAUUCACUUUCACUUCUUAAUUACGAUGGGAAGCAUUCAUGAGAGUGUGGAACCACCUGGACUUAUGUAUAGAAACAGGACAGCGGUGCAAACGGUCGCUGAGUUAAACUUUUCGGAUUUUCGGAAAAAGACUUUACAGCUUCACAGACUUUGUACUUUUUAGAAAACUUUACUCUUAACUAAUAUCAACGAGAAUCCUUGAGGUAUCACAAGUAAUAUGAUGUUAAUAUCUGGGUUCAUUGUGAGAUAAAGGACAUGCUAGUGUAAUAGAA